This is a messenger RNA of Loxodonta africana (African savanna elephant), 4513 nucleotides long. RefSeq lists its product as uncharacterized. NCBI's taxonomy places the organism in Eukaryota, Metazoa, Chordata, Mammalia, Proboscidea, Elephantidae. The record is from RefSeq and is a predicted model, not a curated record. The transcript has 4 exons. Bases 16 to 807 code for a protein of 263 amino acids.
CUAUUUGACCACAAUAUGACACUGCUUCGACGCGGAUGUAAUUUUACAUGCCCAAUAAAUUACUUACAAAAGUACUUUUCUCUAUUACCUCAACUCUACUGGGUUAGGCCCAACCAGGCAGAAAAGGGGAUAGAAAUAGUGGGGCUAGCUCUAUUGAUUGACGUACAUUCCAACCAAUUUACGACGGAAGGAGAGUGCGCGCGAGCAGGUCUCUGUCCAAUCGGAACGCAGCGGCAGCGGAAGGGGCGGGGUUUGUGGAAACUGCCGGCGGCAGGGCUGGCGGACUUGAGAAGGAGCGAAGAUGGCGGAGUGAGGGGCGCCCGGGGAGCAGGCCUUCGGGCCCGGGAGCGGGCCGGCCCCUGGCGGUCGAGUGCGUCUGGUGGACUCGGGGGGAAAAGAAAGACAAUGGGACAGACGAAAGAAAUCGGACAUCAUUCCUCUCUACCUUACGAACAGAACGGGGUGGUAAUCUACACUAAAGCAAAGGUCUUAAGUUCCUCGUCACAAGAAGAACAUUUUCCUCAACCUUUAGGUGCUUUAUAUUUUCUUCAUCAGAAAGAGAACAGAAUUCUGAACUCAGGACUUGGCAAGCAUUUCUGUGUUGUCUCCUGGAGCAGCUGGCCCUGCUUCUUUUAUCCUGCCACUUUCCUUGUUCUUGAAAUGUGGAUAUCUCUUCUCUACAGUUUUCCUCCAGGAUUUGGAAUGGAAAAGGCCGCUUUUCUUUUUUUUUCAACUCUCAAACUCAACACAGAGAAGCCUCUAGGAUGCGGUCAUCCUGCCAACUUCUCCGAAGAAAGAGUCAUCUGACAUGGGUCUUCUGCUGCUGUUUGCUUAAUUGUAAAGAAAUUAUUUUGAAAACUGAAGACUUACGUUUACUUUGAAACACAUGAUUUGAUGGUGGUAUUUAUGAAUUCUUUACCUUUUGUUUUAUAUAAGAAGACUAAAUACAUAGGAAGCCUGGAUGACUUCAGGGUUGUUUUUUUUUUUUUUUCAUCCAGUUUCAGCCAGUAUCAUGAAAAGCACAGUUGAGACUGCAGCAGUAAAUUCCAAAUAUAUGUUCCAAUUUGAAAUGAAAGAGAUGAUAAAAAAAUUACAUAUAAAUCCUGGCUUAACUCAUGACAUAUAUUUCCUGAGUAAACAAAGGUCCAAUUUUGCAGAUUAAACCUUGAUGUGAUAAAGAAGCAUAAUGACAAGAUACCUUGGGGUUAAUUUUCAUAUGUGAAUAAACCAUCACAGUUUCUGUAGAAAUACACAUUUUUGCAUGUGUAAAUCCACAUUUUUGAAUGAGAAGAGAAGAGCUGUUUUUCUUCUGGAGAACGAAGUGUUCACUUUUUUCCUCAGAAGUCCUUGAACAUUGAUCUUUUAAAAUUUUUUUCAUUAAUCUAAGGAAGGACCAUAUUGUGCAGAAGCUAGCCCUCUGAACACAUGCUUGGGUUUAAUGAAAGAGUGGUAAAAGAGAACAAAACAGUCUCGUGUCCAGUGAUGGAAACCUUUUUAAUUCCCUAGGAAGUGAGGCUGCUGUGUUACAAGUUACUUCAUCCUUUGUGGCAUUUUAUAAUAGCACUUGAGACUUGGUUGGAAGAAGACUGGCAUGAGUGGUUUUCCAGUUCAGAAGAUGUUGAUGGACCCUAUAGCAUGAUCUGCGUUCAACUGUGGACAUAUUGAGUGGGGGGAAAUGAGAAAAGUUUUCAUAUUAAUUCUUUUCCCCUAAGAAAAAGAAGCAAAGAUGCCUUAUGUAGCUCCAUCUGACUAUGGCGUUUUACAUUCUUUAGCUCCAUUUUUUAUAAAACCAUAAGUAACUUUGUCCCUUCCAUCCGAGACGAGUCCUGGGGUGUCUGUUUAUUUUUCUAGGUGAUUGCUGUAAUGUUAGGCUGAAAAGGCUAGGACUCAGGUAACUCUCCAGUUGGAACUUAAGCUUCUCCUGAGAGAAUGGGCCUUGAAGCAGUGUUCCCAAAUUUGUGGUUGUGUUGGUGUAGAUUUAGGAAAAAUUCAGGGUCUGAAAAAAAACCUCAAGAAAGAGAAUUUCAACAAGAAAUAUGAAUCUUUUCCUUGACUUAAAAAUUAUACCACAUGAACAGACUAGAAGAAAGCUAUCCUUCCUUCCAAACCAACAGGACCGUUGUGUGAAUUGUUAGGUUCUUACAUACGGAGAAGGGAAAUUUAUUUAUGAUCCUUCGUGAUUAGAGAAAAUUUAAAAUUUCUUUAGAUGAAAUUAAGAACAGAUAGCCUUAGAUUGUUUGUGUUACAGGGAAUGUUUGCCCAGAGACAUGGGUGCCGUGAUGCUAGGAACUUAAACCAGGUUUACCAGAAUUUAAGAUUGAUAGAAAUGGCCCAAAAUGGGAAAUGCUGAACACUGUAAUGUUGAGUCAAAAAGAAAGCUUUUUAGUAAAAUUACUACCUAAUGUAGAUAAAAUAUACUUUGCUUUAAUUGAGGGCAAUUACUGAGUGGUAAAGCAAAAUAGAAAUAACUUUGGUUAAAGGUAACUUAAAUUUUCCUCCAAGUGAUCUCCCAGCCACUUCCUGAUGUUUUCCUUUGGUUUUUUGAAAGUGUCACAAGCAGAAUGGAACCUACAUACGUGGGUCCCACUAGUAUGUUGAGAAUAGAUCAUGAAGAAUUUGUGUCUUCCAGUUAAUUGCAUAUUACCCAUCUUCCUCAUGUCCUGACAGCUUUUUGGGUAAGAUCAUUUGGCGGGAUAGUGUACCUAUAUCAGAGCACCAGUGAAACACAAACCCUGCUUCUCCAGAUUACUUUGUCGGAGCUACGACAGCCACCAUUAAUGCUCCCUUUCAAAUUGUUCUUGCAUCUUCCGUGGUUGUCACCAGAUGGCACUUCACAAAAUGAGUAUACUGCAGUUGUAUUUGCCCAGUGUUUACCUAAUACAUCUACGCUUUUUUCCUGGCUUCUUUCAGUCCCCUUCCUGAUGGCAGGUAGCCCUGGUGGUGCAGUGGUUAAGCGCUCAGCUGCUAACCAAAAGGUCAGCAGUUCGAAUCAAUCCACCAACUGCUCCUUGGAAACCUUAGGGGCAGUUCUCUAUCGUAUAGGGUUAGUGUGAGAAUCAACUGGACAGCAAUGAGGUUUUGGUAUGCUUUGAUGUGCAGCUAUGCCUACUUCCUUUCUUUUGCUCACCCACAUUAGCUGGCAGUUUUGAAAAGUUAAAAACGGGAUACGUGCAAUAGAAAUAUAUAUAUAUAUAUGUAUAUUUUAAUACUUGUGGACAAGAUGUUACAAGUUGUUUAAGAACAACAAAAUCACCAAUGUCUUCCAUUAUGAGAUGUGUAUAGUUUUGUAAGCAUUAGUGCUUGGUAGCAAAUUGUAGUGCUAUGUUAGGGGUUAGUGCAUGAGCCUAAUAGUUAUUAUAAACUUCAGGAUGAAUUAUUGAUAAUAAUAACCAAUAGUGUAAAAAGAGUGGAAAAUCUAGAUCUUUUCUUUUUUCGUAAGUAUCUGAAUUUGUGAUAUUCUCCCUUGGGGAAAGGAAAUUAAGGCCAAAAAGACUCAUUUAUGAAUAGAAAUGUGGGGUCACAAUCUGAAAUGUGUUUGAGGGUAUUUAAACUUUCCAUGAAGCAGAUAGAGACCAACUGCCUUUGUGUCUUAAUGAAACCUCAAAUCAAAAGGUAGACCCGUUUCAUCAUAGUGCUUUGCUGUCUUAGUUUGAGGUGAGAUUGCUCUUACACUGUCUCCAUGUUGUAUUGUCUUUUAGGUUCAUUAUUUUCACACUCCUUUUACAUCAAGAAAUUUUACAUUUUGCAUGUCUUACUAAGAUGCUAUAUUAACUGCUUCAGUGAGUGCUUUUCCAAUUUGCAGACUAUUUACAUUUCCUAUCUGCAGCAUGCUAUGUGUUAUAGAAAAAAUGCUUUCUCAGUAGUUGAGAGUGUCCUUGCUUAUGAAUUUGUCACAAGCUCUUCUUAUUUCCAGAUUUGCUGAAUUGUAUGUUGGGAUUCUAGACCUGGAGAAUUGGAAAUGUAGCUAGAUGGAAUGUACCUAAGUUGCCAGGUAAUAAGUGAGCUCUCUUCCUGGUUUAUCGUAAGCUUCAGACAUCUUUCACUUUUGUCCACUUUACUUGUGGAGAUAAAGUACUUGUUUUAUUUUGAAAGUAUAAAAUAGCUUUCUGUGUAAAAGAAAUUCUUACCUCUAAAAGCUGCCUUGAGAACUUGGACAUGGCAUUUUUCCGAGAUCAUUUUAAAAUUUCAGUAUUAAGAGAUCUUAGGAUUUACUGACACAGGAUUCUACAGUUAGUAUGACAGAAAAUACAAAAUAAUUGUAAUAUGUAUCAAGCAAGCUUGAAGUAGUAGCCCCUUCAGCAGCAGAUCUCCAGGGACCAGGUUUAGAUUCUUAUAGUGUACUUAAGGUAGUUGACCUCUGGGCUCAAGUAGUUCAGUGCCUGGGGGAAUCCAUUUCUGAAAAGCAUUUUGAAAAAUGUUUAAGUACCUCAGAAAAGGUAAUGAAUGCAAAAUAGCACAUUAUAUAGGAAAGGAUAUUUCCUGUUGCAAAAAAAAAAAAAAAAGAGCCAUAAAA